Brienomyrus brachyistius is the source of this 5726-nucleotide messenger RNA. RefSeq names its product BAH domain and coiled-coil containing 1b (gene bahcc1b). Gene Ontology annotation, molecular function: chromatin binding. The record is from RefSeq and is a predicted model, not a curated record. The transcript is spliced from 16 exons. NCBI's taxonomy places the organism in Eukaryota, Metazoa, Chordata, Actinopteri, Osteoglossiformes, Mormyridae. The coding region runs from base 464 to 3445 and encodes 993 amino acids.
UAGAAGGCACGGUGCGCUGACUCGCCCCUGCACUCGUCCCUCUGAUCUCUCCUUUCUUCCUCUUCUCCCUGUCGUCCUCAUUCUCUCCUAAUGAAUGCCCCUUUCUCACUGACUGGCAGCUCUCUGGGGCGGGGUUCGGCUCGGCCGGCGAUGACACUCAGGGGGGCAGCGACUCACAGAGGAAGAGGACCAAGCUGUCCAGCCGUGCUUUCGCCCACCUGGGGGGGACACAGAUGAAGGAGGGGAGGUCGAGGCCUGGGAUCCGGCGAGGGGUAUUAAGCUCCAAACUUGCGCGCAAGGUGUCUCAGCUAACACGGAAGGCUCAGACCAAGCAGCACCCCCUCACAGGGGCCUCCAGCAGGGCCCCACAGCCAGCGAGGGCCAGUGAUUCUGGGGCCAGAGUGACACAGCCAGCGCAGAUGGGGGAGUGACUCAGGAGGGAUGGAGGGGGGGUGAUGCACAGAUGAAGAGCCCCCUCCACCUGCAGGCCACUACCCGUUCAGGGAACGAGCGGCCGCACACACAGCAAAUGGUGGAGGAGAAGGACACAUCACCCACGGACAGCGAGUCCUCGGAGCAGGAUGAGGAAGACGAAAGCAGUUACGACAGUGAGGAAGGACAAAAUGGCAUCAAAGCUCCUUCGUCCAAGGAGCCUUCUCCAUGUGCAGCCACCACUGGUCCCUCUCCUUCUUCAGUGGUGAAACUGGAGGCAAAUCAAAAGGCCAAGAAUAAGAAGGAAAGACAGGGAAUGCUGGGCACACCGACCACGCGCGGCUCAGAGGGAGAGGUGAAAGUGAGGAAGAGAGCCCCCUGCAGGCCGGGUUCUGCCACUGCAGCAAAGAGACACCCUGAGCUCUCGCCGCAGGAGGGGUCAAAGCUGGCACGGGGCUCCCGGGCACCACCACACCAGCAGGAGGCAUUGAAGUUGGGGAUGGUGGCCAGGGCUGGGUCCUGCGGGCGGGGCAGCGGCUUUCGUGCCCUGGGUUUGGCCGGUGAAAGGUUGAAAAACACCACUUGCAGGACCGCCGGGCUGCAGACCUCUAUGAGCAAGAGGAGGGGCGGCUGGCCGGGCCUGGGUGCGGCCCCUAAGGCAAAGGAGCGAGGCAGGGGCAGGCCACGUAGGAAUAAGCAGUCGAAGGGCCACGGUGUAAGCCGGCUUGCUGGAGAAACUGCAGCGGACGAGGGCUUCCAGAUGAACGAGGACAGCAGCUUCUCGGAUGGGGACGAGGAUGAGGAUGGUGGCGAAGGGGAAAACCCGCUGCCGUCACACAGAGCGCCCCCUGCAGCCCUCCCAAACUGUGUGCUGACCAAGGAGCUGCUGGUGGACGGCCUGAAGGUGCUCAUCUCCAAGGAGGACGAGCUCCUCUACGCGGCGUACGUGCACACGCUGGAGGUGCCCGGCAUCUACAGUGUUGUCAUCGACGGGGAGCGGGGACACCGGCCCAGGAUCUACUCCCUGGAGCAGCUGCUUCAGGAAGCUGUGCUGGAGGUGCGCCCAGAAGCAGGGGCCAGACCGAUGACCGGGACGCGGGUGUGCGCGUACUGGAGCGAGCGCUCACGGUGCUUGUACCCAGGAUACGUGCAACAAGGGGGUCCUGGGGAGGAACAAAAGGAAGGCAGCGUCAUGGUGGAGUUUGACGACGGGGAUAGAGGGUGGAUCUCCCUGUCUAAUGUCCGCUUCCUUCCGCCUGAUUACCAGAUCCACUGUGCAGAGCCACCCCCUGCACUCCUGGCCUCACAAAGUCGGCGAGGUCGCCGGAGCAUGGUCCUGGGGAGGAAUACAGCGGCCGAUAUCUCCUCUGACCAACUGGACAACGCGGUGGCUGCAAGCGCGACAGGACAUGAAGAACCCCAGGCAAACCAAAAAGUGUCAACUCAGGAACAAGAGUCCCACAUCGGACAGUGUGAAAGACAGCAGGAAGGAUAUGUUUCCCCUCCUCAUGGGCUCGACUUCAACCCCAGCCAAAGGCAUCUUCAGAAGCACCUUGAGGUGGAUUCCUUCAGCAGCAUUGCUAAUGGCUGCUCCUCCUUUGGAAGCCAGUCAGCCAUUGUGCCUCUUGGCCCUAAGAACACUGCCUGCAGUCGGAGCAGGAAACCAGGAGAAGUCAGCACUCUUCGGAGUAAAAAGGCUGGUUCAGAAUUCCUGGUGAAGCUGGAUCAUGAGGGUGUGACGUCACCCAAAACCAAAAACAGCAAAGCCUUACUGUUGCUUGGCUCCUCAUAUCAGGGUAGCAGGAUGGACAAGGGAUUUGGGACUAAAGGUUUAGGGGACGUGUCUUCGCCGAUGGGACACUCACACCCAGUGCUACUCGUCAAGGACAACAAGAAGGGUGGAAGUGUCCGUGCCGAGCUGCCGAAGAAGGGGGCCUCUCACCUGCGGAAGCCAUCUCCUGCCCUAGCCAUGGGCAAUUACUCAGACUUUGCCAUAAACUGCCUCACUGACUGCCAUGGUUUCUACUCUGACAUGGACGAGGAGGACGAGGAAGAAGAUGAGGAGGGCAGAGCAGAGCUGGCUGCAGCCUCAGGCGGCCUGAGGACAGCGGGACGCUUCCUCUCUCGCCUCUCUGUGUCUUCCUCCUCUUCUGGGUCCUCUAGCUCCUCCAGCUCUGGCUCCAUGUCCAGCUCAAGCCUCUGCUCCUCUGACAACGAUUCAUCCUAUAGCUCAGAGGACGACGAAGGCUCUACACUGCUACUGCAGGGCUGCCUCUCGUCUCACCGUGCCCUGCUGCCGUCCACGGAGCCUCCAUCGCAGCGGACCUUUGUGGCAAAGGCCAUGGCCAUUAGCAGUUCCAAGGGAGGAGCGGUCAACAGCAACAGUGCUCACAACAGGUUGGUCAGGAGGAAAGAGUGCAUCAGCUCUCCCUCCUCACUCUUACCAUCCAAAAGCUCAAAGGAGCUUCCCAGGAGAGACAAGCUACCGGCAACUAAUAGUCCACCCAAGAUGGCCUCCUUCCUUCCAGCACGGCAAUUAUGGCGGUGGUCUGGCAACCCAACCCAGAGGAGGGGCAUGAAGGGCAAAGCGCGCAAGCUCUUCUACAAGGCCAUCGUGCGCGGCCGCGACAUGGUGCGGGUGGGCGACUGCGCCGUGUUCCUGUCCGCCGGCCGGCCCAACCUGCCGUACAUUGGCCGCAUCGAGAGCUUCUGGGAGUCCUGGACCAGCAGCAUGGUGGUGAAGGUCAAGUGGUUCUACCACCCAGAGGAGACCAAGUUGGGUAAAAGGCACAGGGAUGGCAAGCAUGCUUUGUACCAGUCCUCCCAUGAGGAUGAGAAUGACGUGCAGACCAUCUCCCACAAGUGCCAAGUGGUCAGCCGCGAGGAGUACGAGCAGCUAAGUCGCGGCCGGAAGCUGACCCCCGACAGUCAGGACCUCUACUACCUGGCUGGAAGCUACGAUCCCACCAGCGGCCAGCUGGUCACUGCCGAGGGGGUGCCUAUUCUGUGUUAGCAGCCCCCGAUACUGCUCUCCUGGUGGCACUACUGAAAGACCUCAGUCAGAAAUGAUGGUCGACGAGCUGUGAUUUUUUUUUGCCUGACAGGGGACACUGUGAAGGGCAGGGGCUGUGACCGCAGACAUGCAACUGCCCCCCUCUGUCCGAACUUCACCCUCUGCUUCCGCUACCCGCUGCUGGCACAGCGAUGGGGGCCGGUAGGCCGCCCGGGAAGUGAACCAUGGACCAGCUGAGGGACGCCCCAUGGUAGAGUAUGACGGCACUGCAGAAGAUGAGGAAGUGAGGGAAAAGCCCACCCUGUGUCGCUCCUCUGGAGUGCCAUCCCGUGUCCCAGGGGCCACCGCAUCCAGGUUGACACCGGUACAGAGUGGAGUAGCAUCAAACAGGGAACCGAUUCUGGUCCAAAGCUUGCCGGAGACCCUGAGAACCCUCUGUCAUGAGCUGUUAACUACUGGAGCACGAUGAAAAGGAACCUCUGCAGACUAAAUCGAGACAACAAAAGACACAAAUGGAGCCUGUAAACGGAGGUCUUCUUUGACGACUCGGCGGUGCGGGUCUGUAGGUGCCCAGAACAACGGAAGGCACGGGUUAAGAUGUGGUCCGAACUGGCCGGCUUCGGACCACGGGGGUGCACUGGAAUUGUACAACUGGCACGAAGAGACAGGCCUUGCAGGAGAGCAGCCUUCAGUCGUGUACAGGAUACUGUCUAAACCACAAUUUGAGUAUUUAAAACACCUAGGCAUCUCAAGUAGUCAUUAAAAUAAGUAUCCAAAUUUCGUCUACUUAAGAAUAACUGUCUGAGUAAGCCAUACAAAUCAGUACCUCUUGCCUAUUCAAAUUCAGGUGUAAAACUGUACAGAUCAAUGACUCUUUUCCACAUUUUUUAUACACAUAUCUCUGCAAAGAGAGACACUCGCCCCUCCUUUGAUGUUUUUCGAUUGCGCCUUUUAUUUUUGUAAUGGUGGAGUGUAUCGACUUAAGACCGUCCUGGUGAAGAUGAGCAGUCAGUGGCAGAGGAAGCCAGCCCUGCCUGUGCCCGGCUGAAUCGAGACGGAGCGCGGCUUGGAGGGCUGGUGGCAGUUUGGAAUGACGACACGGGCAUAUUCCCCCGGGAAGAGGCUCCGAUUAGGAGCGAAGGAGCAGGAGAUUGCCUGCCAGCCUGCUAUUCGUCCGCCUCAUUACAUUUCCUGUUCAUUUGUCUUUUUCUUUUCUUUUUUUUUUAAACCUGGCAACUAUUUAUUUUAUUUUAUUUUUUUUUCAAAUCGCUAUGCUACUAUGAGGAGCAAAAAAACUAAGAGACAGCUGCCUUGCCUGUACAAGAAGACAAAGACAAGGAAAAUGCAAAUCCUGAAACUUCACGAGGACACAUUACAAGCGCCAGUGACCGACAAACGAAGCGGCCGGCGAUCGUUCGCUGACGAGAUGCCGAAAGACGGUCUCUAUUGUUACUUGCCGAGCCUCAUAAAUGAGGACUAAGAGGGCCAGCCUGGUCUCUGUGGGUGUGCGUGAUUUUUCUCUGGUUUUGAAGGUCACUUUGAAACGUCAACACUUUUUUCUGGCUUUAGAAACCAAAGGGCCUCUAAGGUUUUCAUUAAAUUAUGAUAAAUUAAGUAUAUAAAAAAAUCCAAUCAGAGUGUUGUAUUUUUGUUAAAUCCGGGAGCCUGCAAUCAGAUUGACGGACCUGAUUUAUUUAUGACUAAUUGACAAUGUUGAUUCUUACUUGUAUCGCGGGAGUGCUCUCCCGCGUAAGCGUUACAUACCCGUAACGUCCCUGUUACGUUGCAGCAACGUUGAGAGAACCCAGCGCGCGUGCGUGUGUCUGCGUGUGUGUCUGUGUGUGUUUUGCUGUUUUCUCGUCGCAAUUGGACCUGCGACCCUGGCACUUGUAGGCCCAUUACGGCCUCCUCUGUGUAACUGUGAAGGACAAUCAGACUAGCAGUGAUGUGGCGCAUUUUUCAAGGGGGCAUAAUCAGACACAUCAUGUAUUUGGGUGUUUUUUUGUCUUUUUGCCAAAACCAUUUUGUCAUUCUUUUUGUUGCUGUCAUUUAAUAUGCAAACCUGUAAUAAGUUAAAUAAGUGUGUGAAUGAGUACAUGUGGGGGAGGGGGAAUUAUUGUACAUUUUUUUUGUAUGUUAGUGUUGGUGUUACGAACAUUGCAAACCAAAUAGCUUUAAAGAGAAAUCAGGGCCUAACAUUAAAUGUCGCUUACCUUUUUAACUGCGGUAUGACCUAAAUGGUUGAUGUCCUAAAAUAAAACAAAUAUGUAUUUUACGCAAA